AUGGAUCGAUUUAUAACUUCCACAUCAGUUAAAAAAAUUCGUUUGGACGUCGAACCAGCAGAAGCUCAAAAUGUGGACGACCCAACAACUCUCAUUUCUACUCACGUUUCACUUGCACCUGCACCUUAUUAUAAAUAUUUAUUUGACGAAUUUUAUAAGCUUCGAAAUGUGGAAAAUCUUAAAGUAACAGCUGUUUGUCAAAACUGUUCUAAAGUUGUUAGUGGGUCCACAAAAUCAAGUGGUAAUUUUUUAAGCCAUAUAAAGCGGAAACAUAACUCGUUGAUGUCGAAAGUAGAAGACGCAAGAAAAAAAAAAGAUCAAGAAACAUCAACAAUGAUUCAAACAAAAAUCUAUGAUACUCCAAAAGUGUCAAAAGAACUGGUGAAGGAUUUAGUUUUUAACUACAUUGUUGAAGAAAUGAAACCACUAGCAACAUGUGAAAAACCAUCAUUCAAACGGUUGAUUCGAGGCCUUACAUCAGAUUCUAUUGUACUUCCAUACAGAAAAGCUCUUGUCAGUGAACUAAACCAUAAAUAUAAAGCUUAUGUAGAAAUGUUAACUGGAUUUAUUGAAAAACAAAGUUAUGUGUGUGUUACUGCUGAUAUUUGGAGUUCCAACAAUAAGAGCUAUUUAGGAAUGACUUGUCAUUUUAUCGAUGAACUUAACUACAGUAGGUAUUCUUAUAUAUUAGCUUGCAGGCGUAUAAAAGGAAAUCAUACUUAUUUAAAUAUUGCCAAAGUAAUCAAUGAAAUAAUGCUGGACUUUAAAAUUGAAAAUGAAAAAGUUACCCAUGUAGUUACUGACAAUGCCUCAAAUUUUGGCAAGGCAUUUCGUACAUUUUCAAAACAAUUUAAUGUGACUGAUACACAUAUUUCUGAUUCAAAUUAUUUAGGCUUAAUAAGUAGUGAUGACUCAGAUAGCGAUGUUAACAUAAGUAGUGAUGAUGAUGUAAAUGAUUCUAAUCUUGAAUUUGACGUUGUAGAUUUGUCUUCAUUGAUGUUAAAUCAUAAAGAAACAAUUACUAAUACAAUGUCUCUACCAAGUCAUUUAACAUGUUCAGCACACACGUUAAAUCUAAUAGCUUCAGUUGAUACUGCCAAAAUAGUUGAUCAAGCCUAUAAUUCAAUUUCAAAAAUUACAUUUAAAAAGUUAUCAUCAUUUUGGAAUCUUCUUAGUCGAAGUACUGUAGUCUCAGAUAAAGUUUUUGAUUUAUGUAGUUGUAAAUUUCCAGUUCCUAAUUUGACAAGAUGGAAUUCUAUGUAUGAUGCUGUACAUAAAGUAGUUACAAAUAAACAGAAUUUAGUCUUGGUGUUUAAUGAGUUAAAAAUGAAAAAAAUGAAAAAAAAUGAAUGGAGUUUUUUAGAAGAAUAUUGUAAGGUGAUGGGCCCCCUUGCAAUAUCAUUGGAUAAAUUGCAAGGUGAAAGGUCUUGUCAUUUAGGUUUUGUUGCCCCCACUAUACUGGCAUUAAGGCUUUUAUUAAUACAGAUGGAUAACUUGGUCCACUGUAGACCUUUAUGCUUUAAUAUUAUAAGCAGUUUGGAGAAGAGAUUUGAUUAUAUAUUUGAUUUAAAAAAAGUCAAAAGUAAAUCCUUCAUUUUAUCUGCUAUAAGCCACCCAAAGUUUAAACAAUCCUGGAUACCCAAUAGAUACAAAUCAUAUUGUAAACAAAUAUUUUUUGAUGAGUGCUAUUUAAUUAAUACUGAUAAAGAAGCUGUUUUAAAUACUGAUGAAAAUGUUGAUAGUGAUAAUAGUGACCAAGAAUUUUUUCAAGUCCUAUCAGAGAAUUGUUUAGAUGUGGAUAUUGAUAUUCAAAGCAAUCAUAAUUGUAUUAAUGCUCAAGCUAUGGAAUAUUUAAACUCAAAAAAUAAAGAUUUUAAUGUUCUUAAUUCAUUUCCAAUCAUAAAGAAAAUGUUUUUCAAAUACAAUACAACACUUCCCUCUUCUGCUCCAGUAGAGCGUUUAUUUAGUAGUGGAUCACAAAUCAUGACACCAAGAAGAAAUCGUUUAAAUGAUAAAACAUUUGAAAUGCUUUUGUGUUGUAGAUUGGUCACUGGUUCUACAGACGGCAUUGGGAAAGAAUACGCCAAGGAAUUAGCCAAGAGAGGUCUUAACAUCGUAUUGAUUAGUAGGACAAUCGAGAAAUUGAAUAAGGUAGCUACAGAAAUAGUACAAGAGUUUAACGUUGAAGUGAAGGUUAUACAAGCCGAUUUCAGUAAAGGGCAGAUCGUGUUCGAUCAUAUCACCAAGGAAUUAGAUGACAUUGAAAUCGGAAUACUGAUAAACAACGUCGGCAUGCAAUACUUGUACCCAAUGUACAUGACUGAAGUACCGGAAUCCACUGUAUGGGACUUGGUGAACGUUAACGUUGGUGCUACCACACAUAUGACAAAACUCGUUUUGCCGGGAAUGCAAAAGCGGAAACGGGGAGCGAUCGUAAACGUGUCAUCUAGUGCCGAAUUGCAGCCCAUGCCACUGUUGGCUGUUUACGCAGCAACCAAGUCAUACAUAAAAAGCUUUACAGAAGCACUUCGCAUCGAGUACGAAGAAGACAAUAUUACUGUACAACAUCUUUUCCCGUUGUUCGUCAACACAAAAAUGAAUGCUUUCAGCUACAGAUUACAAGAGACGACUCUAUUCGUACCCGAUGCAAAGAUGUACGCCACAAAUGCCGUGAACACGCUGGGUAUGGUUAACCACUCAACUGGUUACUGGGCCCACGGUAUUCAGCAUUUUUUUAUGAGACUGCCACCAGUAUGGAUAAGAACUUUGGUUGGAGAAUUUAUGACUCAUUCCUUUAGAAGCGAUUAUUUUUCUAAAAAAGGUUUAAAAGUAGAAUAA
Molecule: messenger RNA, 2838 nt
Organism: Macrosiphum euphorbiae (potato aphid)
Lineage: Eukaryota; Metazoa; Arthropoda; Insecta; Hemiptera; Aphididae
Source: the annotation of a GenBank genome assembly